This is a messenger RNA of Helobdella robusta, 2950 nucleotides long. RefSeq lists its product as hypothetical. NCBI's taxonomy places the organism in Eukaryota, Metazoa, Annelida, Clitellata, Rhynchobdellida, Glossiphoniidae. The coding region runs from base 86 to 1588 and encodes 500 amino acids. The transcript has 9 exons. The record is from RefSeq and is a predicted model, not a curated record. Gene Ontology annotation, molecular function: ribitol beta-1,4-xylosyltransferase activity. Gene Ontology annotation, biological process: protein O-linked glycosylation via mannose. Gene Ontology annotation, cellular component: Golgi apparatus.
UCUGACGUAUGAUUGAAUAUGAAAUGGAGUCGAAUUUGAAAAAACCACUUUAAUUUAUGAAAAUUAAAAAAAUUGAAAUAAAAAUAUGAUUAGAAGAACGAAGAGAAUGUUAGUAUUAGCGAUCGUCCUGUUUUAUGCAAUCCUAAUUUGCUCAUUUUGCAUUGUGAAAUACUUCCUCUCAAAUCCAAAUGCACUGACCAGAGCUAUUGGUUUCUACAGGAGACAAUCUGAAAGUUUUAUUUACCAGAAUAUUAACCCAUGGGUUCAAAAUGUGCAAAUGCAACCCAUAGAUGCCUCGGGUCGCCUGGAGCACUUUGUUGAAGUUUGGGGAGAUAUCAAUAUAGGUUGUUAUUUACAGUAUGACAUUUUAAAUUCCGACUACAGAGGAGUUGCUGUGUUUGAGAAUUUUAAAUUCAAUUUCUACUAUGGCACGGAGGAAUAUUCGAAUUAUAAGAUGGCAAAAAUUAUCAUAUACGUCGGUAAUGGUAGGUCCAGAAAACACGUUAAGAAAACCAGGAAGUGGUUGAACUAUUUAUACGCUGUGAAAACGGGACAGAUAUACGAGGUGAAUGACACUUCCCUGAAGCCAUUCACCAUCAACCAGCCUCUGGUUCUCCCGCGGUAUAAAACCACGUACAGUUACGACAUCGGCCUCAUUCUAAUCGGCGAUGAACUCUGCAAUAACGCCUGGCUCGAUGGGUACAGCCAUGUUUUAAGUUUUACAUUUGUCACCUACAACGCUGUCCAGUUGAAUGACAAAGAGAGGAUUUAUAGGUGGCCCUUGGGUGUGGCCAGAUCAUUUCCGUCCGUCAAGUCCAUUCGACUGAAGAGUGACGCGGCGAGACCUUACUUCUGCAACUUCAUUGCAACAAUUUAUCCCAAAUCGUCCCGACAACAACUCCUCGAUGAGAUCCACCAAUCGAACGAGACAUCUUCAGCUGCAGCCCAGUUCUUCCAUUCAUUCAUCAUCAGCACCAGAGAUAGUUGGAGUCCAAAUGAAGAAAAAUCAUCGGCUCAAUUCUACCAGAAGGCCUUAAUGGAAAGUGAUUUCACGCUAUGCUUGGACGGGCUGAACGAGGAAACCUACAGAGUAUACGAGGCCAUCUCCAUGGGCUCCAUACCGAUCGUAGAAGAUGCGCCGCCCAACUUCCAAAUGCCUGAACACGCCGGCUCCGAGAAUUUCUGCUACGACUCAAAUAGGAAUGAGGGAAUCGUCUACAAUUACAGUAAAGUAAAGAAAAUAAAAUCAAAAAAUUAUCCCGCCACUAUAGCAGAUGAUUUUCUGCUCUCCGACGGUAGCUACUAUUACGACAGGAGUCUCGGCGUCAUCGUCUCUAAUGACGACGCCACAUACGCGCCUAAACUUGAAAGUAAAUUUAAGGUACAUAAUUUGUUGAAGCAGUACAAGGCACCUGUCUUGUUUGUCGAUAAGGUAGACGUGCCUAUGUUGAAGCGGCUCAAAUCGGCACUCAGUCCCUCGGUCAUCCGAGCCUGGAGACGAUCCCUUGCGCUGUGGUACCAGGAUUUCCGGUCCAAAUAUCGCGAAAAGUUGGUCGACGUCAUCAAUGACGUCAUCGCUGAUAGGUAAAAAUAGGUUAAAGGUUAAAAUCCUGACGCGUAAAAUAUUUGGUGAUAAAAUAAUUUAUUCAUUGGAUUUUUUUAGUUGCGCGUCAACCAAGAACACAUUUCCAACCAAUCAAUAAUUCUCACCGUUUUCAAAUCUUUCUCUGUUUGUAUGUAUUUUUUUUUUAAAUUUUAAAAUUGUUUUUUAAUUUGUUUUAAAUGAUUUAUCAUUGUUAUUAUUAUUAUUAUUAUUAUAUCAUAACUAUAUCAUAUUUGUCGUAAUUGUUAUUAUUUAGAAAUAUUUAGCCAUUGAUGAACCGAACAUAAUUAAAGCUUAUCAUAUUAUUGACAAUUGUCUAUGAUAUAUUAUGUUAUAUAUCUGUGUGUGUGUGUGUGUGUGUGUGUGUGUGUGUGUGUGUGUAUUUGUGUAUGUGUAUAUUAAUGUAUAUGUGCGUGCGUGCGUGCGUUAUUUCACAUUUAUCUAUUCAUCAUCGUAAAGAUAUUCAUAUCAAAUAAGGUGCCAGCAAGCAAAUAAUAGCUUCCACAUUUCGUUGGUUUUUUGAGUUUUAAAAUGGUUUUAUCGUUGAUUGUUUGUUUGUUUUGUGUGUGCAUGUCUGUGUGUGUGUGUUUGUGUAUGUGUGUGUGUGUGCGCGCGUGCGUGUUGUUAUGUGUGUGAUGAUUAUUCAAUUAACCAUAUAUAUAAUCAUUUAGCAAAUAAAAAAUUUUAUUCAGCAUAUAAAAUCGCCUUUGCUGUUGUAAUUAAUUAGUUAAUUUGUUAAUUGAUUAAUUAACUAAUUAUGUAUUUAAACUUAAUCGAUAUAUUUUAAUUAUAUAAAUUAACACGUAUAUCAACCUGAGUUUACUUACAUUAGUUGGGAUUUAAAUUUUACGUGAUGCAAAAAGAAAAAAAAUUGAUCAAAUCCUGUCCAAUUUAUCAACUGAGUGACGUCACGGUGACGUCAGAUUGAGUGAGUAUGGCGUAGUUGAUAAAUAAGAUAUCACAUGGUAAAAUGGCAAAGAUGAUAAUAAUUCACGUAAUCGUCGUCGUCGUCAUCAGUGAUCUUGAUCAAAAUACACUCAAAAUUAUUUCAUUUCUUAACAGUUAUCAACUUUUUCAGAAAAAAAACACAAAUUUUGUCAUUUAAGCGCAUAAAGUUAACUUUUUUUAUGUGUGCGUGUGUUAUCUGUGUAUGUAUGUAUAUGUGUAUGUAUGUGUGUGUGUGUGUUUUUGUGUCAAUUAAAACAUAGAAUAAAGAGAAUAAUUUAAAACAGAAAAAUCAAUAUUUAUCGAUUCAAAACCACAAACAAGCAAGCCAGGAUCGCGAUUCCCAAUACGGAAAAGUAUCCCAAAGCGUGGGAUAGGGCACUAGCAGGUAGGUCCACAUUG